This is a messenger RNA of Zalophus californianus (California sea lion), 5299 nucleotides long. RefSeq names its product CDP-L-ribitol pyrophosphorylase A (gene CRPPA). The record is from RefSeq and is a predicted model, not a curated record. Gene Ontology annotation, cellular component: cytosol. The transcript is spliced from 10 exons. Gene Ontology annotation, molecular function: D-ribitol-5-phosphate cytidylyltransferase activity. Gene Ontology annotation, biological process: isoprenoid biosynthetic process; protein O-linked glycosylation via mannose. Lineage: Eukaryota; Metazoa; Chordata; Mammalia; Carnivora; Otariidae. The coding region runs from base 134 to 1471 and encodes 445 amino acids.
CCUUGCUGCUCCGCAAGGGCGCCGUCCGCCCUCACCCGCCCUUCUCCUUUACCCCCUAUCCCAGCCGAGGUCCCGAGCAGCCGCGGGGCGCUUGGGCCCAGGGCGAGCCAGGCCUGCCGCGCCGCCCGCCGCCAUGGAGCCCAGGCCCGCCGCACCGGGGCCUUGUCCCGGCGACUCGCGCGGCGCGGAAGAAGCGGCCGCGGCCUCUUCGCUGCACCCUGCCGAGGCCCAGCCCCGGCGCCGCGCUCCCGCCGUGGCUGCCGUGUUGCCGGCUGGGGGAAGCGGGGAGAGGAUGGGCGUCCCCACCCCGAAGCAGUUCUGUCCCAUCCUGGAGAGGCCGCUCAUCAGCUACACCCUGCAGGCCUUGGAGAGAGUAUGUUGGAUAAAGGACAUUGUUGUAGCAGUAACAGGAGAGAACAUGAAAGCAAUGAAGUGUAUUAUUCAGAAGUACCAGCAUCAGCGAAUCUCCCUGGUUGAAGCUGGAGUGACCCGCCACAGGUCAAUUUUCAAUGGACUAAAAGCUCUGGCAGAGGACCAGCCUGACUCUAAACUCUCUAAGCCAGAAGUUGUGAUAAUCCAUGAUGCUGUGAGACCGUUUGUCGAGGAAGAUGUCCUUCUUAAAGUUGUCACAGCUGCUAAGGAACAUGGGGCAGCAGGAGCAAUUCGACCUCUUGUGUCCACUGUAAUCAGUCCAUCUGCUGAUGGUUGCUUAGACCAUUCACUAGAACGUGCCAGACACAGAGCAAGUGAAAUGCCACAGGCUUUUCUAUUUGAUGUGAUCUAUGAAGCAUAUCAGCAGUGUAGUGACUAUGACUUGGAAUUUGGAACCGAGUGUUUGCAGUUGGCUCUAAAAUACGGUCACAUUAAUGCCAAACUUGUGGAAGGAUCACCUGACCUCUGGAAGGUGACCUACAAACGAGAUCUGUAUGCAGCGGAAUCGAUUAUUAAGGAAAGAAUUUCACAACACAUUUGCAUAGUUAUGGACACAAAAGAAGAUGAGAAUCAUGUAGGUCAUCAUCUUGAAGAAAUACUAAAAAAUGAAUUAAAUCAUGUAAAAGUCACCUCUGGAGCUCUGUGUCCUACUAGCAGAGAUCUUGAGCAAAUCAUCUUGGAGCAAUGCUACAAUUACGUUUGUGUGAAUGUUAUGUCCUCUGAUUUUGAGGAAACCCGGAAACUACUGAACAUGCUUGAAGAGAGUAAUCUAUCCAUUUUAUAUCCUAUUGUUGUUAUUUCAGUAUAUUUUCUGGAUUAUAAAUCAGUACCUUUUGAUGAGAAAAUGGAAAGCCUAAUACAGAUUAGGGAAUAUGCAAAGGAAGUGAAAAAAAGAAAUAUUUUAUUAUCUGGUCUUCUUAUAUAUUUCCCACAGGAUGAGCAGAAGCUACAGGCAAGUUUAAGGCAAGGAGUCACAAUUAUUGCCACCUUAAUCAAAGAAAGAAAUUCUGGACUUGUUGGUCAGCUACUGGUAGCAUGAAGAACACAGAGAAAAUUAUGUACUGGGUUUUUAGAAACAUUUACCUAGGUCUCUGCUGUGCUUCCCUCCCUAUUGUAUGUGGUAGAAUGUUUAAUUUGUAGGAUGUGACGUUUGGGUUAUAGAAAUGAAUCAAUGUUUAUGUCUGUGAAAAAAAUACUCUUGUGCAUGUCAAAUAUAAAGUAAUCAGAAAAUAUGCAAAUGGAAAGUAAUAACCUUCAUGUAAUCUUCUGCAAAGGCAUGAAAAAUCAAAUAGAAAUCAUGAUGAAUGAGCUAAUCCUCCUAGGAAUGAGAAUUUAGAGAACUUCAACUGUGAUCUUAUCUCUGUGUUUAAUUAGUAAAUCACACUAUCAUGAAACGAGUAAAAAAAAGAUUGAGAAUAAUUUUUAAUUCCAAAAUUGUCCUCUUACCAACUGAUAUUUUGAUUUGUUUUCUAAUUUUCCACACCUUAAAAAAUAAAAGAGACAACAGGGAACUCUGGUUCUAAUAUUUUCACUGUUGGCCUCACAUUACUCUAGAUCCAUAAAGGAGAUGUAAUUCUCUCCUGCUUUUCUGUUUUAAAAUUCUAUGUUUUCUUUGGUUUAUGAAAAAUAAUUCUGACUUAUAUUAAAAGGUCUCUGAUUUUUCUGAAUGCCUUUAAAAGAAGACCAGAAAUCUUCAUAAAAGUGAAAUUAUUUUGGUCAGUCCCAAGUUAGUCUUUUCUGAAAGGGAGUCAUAAAUUAUUUUUUGAUACAGACACUGCUGUCUUUUUUUUUAUUUUAAUUUUUUAUUUAAGUAGGCUCCAUGCCCAGCAUGGAGCCCAAUGCAGGACUUGAACUCAUGACCCUGAGAUCAAAACCCGAGCUAGAUCAAGAAUAAGACUCUUCAAAGAAUGAGCCACCCAGGUGCCCUGAUAUUGCUGUCUUUUAAAAUCAUGUUCUUACUCUUUCAAAUUUCCACUGGUAUAUACAUCUUAAAAGUGUGAAUGAUUUUCACUUACAUUAAAUUUUGCAAAAAAUGUAUAUACAAUCAUUAGAGAUAACUUUUAUUCUAUUUUUACAUUUAUAAAAACACAUUAGAUCAGAUUCCAAGGCUUAGGUUACUUGUGGAAACUAUAAAAGUUGCAUGAGAUGUUAUCAGUUAAAGAUAAACUGUGAGAAUUUCUAUAAAAUUUCUUAACAUGUUGGAUGAUUUUCCCUGUUUUUAUCUAGGACCUAUAUUAGUAGGAUAGUUUAUAUUUUACAUUUAAGUAAUAGUAGAAUAUAAUGGAGUAAUUACUUCAAUUCAUACUCCUAAAUGAAGUGUGUUAUUUCAGUGUAGCUUAGAUCUAAAUUCCUGGGCUUACCACUUUUUUUUUUUCUCUAGGGAUGAUAAAAAACAUAAAUGAUUUAAUUCAAAAUCGUGAUGGUGAAAGUUAUGUGGGCAAUAUAUAGAUUUGUGGCUAGAACAUCUGUGUCAUUGUUAAGGUGGUGGGUUGACUGUGUUGUGAAAAGGUCCACACCUGCACCUUUUGAAGUCUUCAGGUGAAAAUGUUUUAGAACUCGGAAGUGGUUAUAAAGGCAAAUAGGAAAAUAUUAUCAUGGUUUUAAAGAGAAAGUGCCUUUGAGUAAAAGGCAGAAACAGUAUAUCUAUGGCACAGCAAAAUUACUGUAUCAAUUGAGUGCUGGUUAAGUUACCUUAAAUUUCAAAUUAUUAAUGGAUUGUUGAGCCAGAUAAGAAUUUAUCUGGGAGCGAUUACUAAUGACUUUACCCUAGGCAAUCUUAAACUGUGACUGAAAUAAUCACCGUCAUCAUCACCAUUAUAAUCUCAUUUGAUUUUUUCCUUACAGUUUACAAAGUGAUUGACAGCUUUGAAAGUAAUUUAAAUCUCAGCCACCAUGCUUAAUGUUAGUGGUUUACUUAUCCUUUAGCUACAGUGAUGGCAUAAUAGUUGGGGCCAGAUAGACAUGUUCCACUAGGAAUCGGUUGGUCCAUAACUUAUGGCAGGUAUAGAGCCACUAUUAAUUAGACAACACAGAAGGAUAUGAUUACACCACUUUAUUCUACAUAAAAUUUUCCAAUCCUAGAAUGUACAAGGAUGAAGGUAGAAUCAUUUAAACUUAGCAACAAAAACAAAUUGUUCCAACUCUAAUAACAGAGAAUAUAGGUGAUUCUAAUAGUGUCAGUCCAUUAAAUUCAUUAUUCUACAAGAUUCUGCAAAGACAAAAUCUAAAUUGGGUGAAUAUUUGUCAACAUCAAUGGACCUUUCUCCUCGACUCUUUUAUAUCUUGAUCUUAAUUAUGUUUCUGUUUUUCAAAGAGUUUUGAAAGGACCAAAUUGUUUUAAAGUAUCUAAUAAGAGAAUUAAAUUAGAUCACAAUGAAAAAAAAAAGUAAUUUAAAAAAGUCUUCCCACAUCCUUUAUUGUGUAGAUGGAACUUGAGGUUCAGAGAUCUUAGCUACUUUGUGGAGAGCCCUGUGGCUCCCUAAUAACAAGAGGUAGAGAUUAGACUCAGGACCACUGAUGCUAAGUUUGAAGCUCAGCUCCCUGUUUAAUUAUGAUGCUGGUAAAGGACAUCCAGCUGAGAGGCUGUGGGAGGUAAGCCAGAAGCUCUCAGUGAGCCCUGGGGGAAUGGACAAAGAGGGACAGAUCAUCCCAAUGACCAGAGGAAAGUCCUGAAGCUUGUAGCUUUCCAGCCAUCUUUCCAACAUAUAGAAAUUGUAGCUAGGGGUGAAGGAAAUGGAAAGAAUUGUUGGCCAAGAGAGAAAGAUAAAUUGGUUGUUUUUAGUGUCUGAGAGAUCCAGAGGCAACUUUAUUGUUAAAUUUUCAUCACUGCUUCUUUCAUGGGAACUAUUUUCACUUUAUUUUCUAAAAUGCCUUCUAAAAUAAUAGUUAAGUUAUGCUUCAGCAUUGCUCAAAUUGUUUUCUACCUGUGGAAAAUUUUAUGAAUGACUAUUUUCUUUCUAAAUGUUCGCUAGUUAAUUAAGUGCAAUUUAGUUAGACUUUUAUGGAAUUUAACAGUGUGAUCAAUGGUUUGGCUAAUGACAUAUUGGUAAGAGGUGCAAUUUUUUUUUCAUAAAACUGCUCAGUUUGAGAGAUAAGUUGUUGGAAGUAUAUGAAUUUAUGAGUAAGAAUUACCAGAGCCAUUCUUCCUGUGGUCACUUCAAACAUUUUGCAUUGGUUUAACAGGUAAACUCUUUUUUUUUUUUUUCAUGCUGGUUAUCACUAUCAAAUUUUACUUAAUACAUGUAAAUAUAAUGAUCAUUUUAUAAACAUCAAGUUGCAGUAGAACAUUUUCUUAUAUUAAAUCUGCAAAUUUUAUUUCCUUUUAAUGUUGAAACUAAUUAGUCCAAGGAAGAGUAAAUAAUAUUUGAAUUAAAAUGUUACAGCCAUUUUGAUGAAGAAAAAGUGAAGUUAUUUUCAAAGUUUAAUUAAAAAAUAAACAGAAUAAAUGAAAAAGUAUAUAUCAUUUUAGGAUUUGUUAGUAUGGUUCAAAAUAAGUGAAUUAGAACCGGCUUGUGGGUGGUUUGGGCACUAUACCAUUUAUAUAUGUUCUUGUACAAUUUUAGUUUCAAAAUUGUGAAAAAUGUGCAUUUUUUAAAUGAAAAGUAACACUAGUAAAGAUUCUCAGUAUAUUCUCUUUUAAGAAAAAAUAUGUGAUUGAUAAAUAACUAAAUACUUAAUGGUAUUUUAAAAUCCAAUGGCAAUUAUCAUUGAUAUUUAGUGUGUAUAUACAUAUUUUUUCAUACUAAUUCGAUCACAGUUGAAUAACUAAAUAUGACAUUUACUCAAAAAAUAACAGUGUGAUGUUUUAUAUUACAGGUGGAAUUUGAGAUCCAGAUUUAUUAUUCUGUAAGAUAUAUUAAAAAUCUGC